GUGUGCGCUUGCUCUCAAGUGGAAGAAACUGCUCUGGUCUGUAUUAAUGUCUCUGCUUCAAUGCUGGUUCUAUAGUCACGUGUGUUAGCUAACAUACAGUAACUCACUAAUGUGGAGGUAGAAAGCCCCAUUCACUGUCAUAAUAAUUCAAUGAUACACUACAACCUUUCUCUGCCAAGAGUACAGCACAAUGGUUACAUAAUGCGGAGUGCAGAAAUAUCAGGCGAUUUUAACAAUCCGCUUGGCGCUGGUUUCUUUAUCCUCUUUCGGAACGAGCGAGUGAACAUCUUCACACCUGAGAGAGAAUAGGAGAGGAAAAAAGAGAGAAGGAGAGGUUAGGAGAUGGAAGAAGAGCUCAUACAUGCUCACCUUUCACCUAAAGAAAUAAAGCCUUUACUAUACUACUAUAGUUCAGAUAUGGAAAGCCUUAUUACAGGAAAAUAAGCAUAUUCUAUCAUUGAUAUAUAUCAGAGUAUUUCCGAAUAAUACGGAUCAGACUGUGCAAUAUAGUUCAAUCGCUCUUUAAACACCCAUAACUGGCCUAAGAUCAGGUCAUUUUUAAAGGGCUCAGCUUUGACUCUGUGUUUUAAAGCUCUUGGAUUGGCCAGAGACCGGUCACUAUAACCAGACUCAGUACUAUGCCUUUGUGGUUGAAGGCUUCAGGACAGGCCUGAGUACAGGCCAUGUGAUUGCAGCACUCCAGCCCGUUGUCAGAGCUCUCUACGAGAGGUGGGUGUAGGAGUCAGGCGCAGGAGAGGAGUAGAUGCAAAAAGUGUUUAAUGAGUCCAUCCAAAACAUACAGGCCCAGGACCUAAAUACACAGUCCGUGAACACCGCUAGAAAUAACAAUCUAGGGAAAAACCUGAAUGAAUAUACAUGAACAAAAAUAACGUUGCCCAACAUAGAAACAGGGAAACGAAAAUAAACCCGCACGAAACAAAGCGGGUAGGGAGAAAAUAAAUAACCACACUAAUUAACCUAAACAAGAAACAGGUGCACAAUCAAAACAGACAAGACCAAACGAAAAAGAAAAAAGGAUCGGUGGCAGCUAGUAGACCGGCGACGACGACCGCCGAGCACCGCCCGAACAGGAGAGCCACCUUUGGUGGAAAUCGUGACACCCGUGCACAAAACUACUGAGAAACCCUCCUCGGACACCAGCACAGUGGAAUUAUGAGCUGUUACUUCAGAGAGGGAGAGCGAGAGAGAUGCAAGCCACAUCAAUAAACAUAUUGAUUUGAGUUAUCAGAAAGCUGUUGUGUGCUUGCAGGUGUCCUUCGGUACAGCUUGAUCUUGUUCUUGUUAGUACACACACAGAUUUGUACUGCUCCUGUAGGACUAGGAAUGUGUGGAUAGUUUGUGUAUAGUUAGUGUGUAGUUAGCAUGUAGUAAUAGCGUAGUUAGUGUGUAGUUACAGUGUAGUAAGUGUGGUUUGGCCUCUAGUUCCUCUGAAUGGCUCAGACGAGAGAGAGAGAGAGAGAGAGAGAGCACUGUCAAUACAAACAGGAAGUGGCGAUUCAAUGGUAGCAGGGUGGAACAGUUCCAUCUGCUCCCAUCGUGUCGCCACAGACAAUCUGGCCACGUUCUCUCGCUGUCUGUCUGUCUGUCUCUCUCGCUCUCUCUCUCGCGCUCUCUUUCUGUAGGUGUGUCUCUGUCUCUCACUUUUUCUUUCGCUCCCCCUCUUAUCUCUCUGUCUGUCUCUCUUUCUGUAUUCUAAAUUCCAUUUAUUCUCCUCUCAUUAGCUUUAUAUAUUUAUUUGUUGCGUUUUAUAGACACAAGCAGAAGGAUAAACUGACAAUGAAAAUAAUUGGACACAUUUAUGUUGUACAGGCAAAACAUUUCUCUUUUCCUGCCUACUGAUUUUGACACUGAUGGAUUAUAGGUAAUGGUGUCUCAAUGAGCGAUGCGGCAGUUACCUGUCACUGUAAGUAUGUGUUUGUCCUAGGGCUGUGUCCACUGAGCGGACCACUGAGCGUUGGCCCUUGUUUUCCCAACAUUCCACAGCCGUAAUGGCCGCCGUAGUGAGUGGCCCAUUUGGUCUCAACCCACCUCCACCCCCACGGGCCCUCUGGCCUGAUUCUUACCAGACUCGCCGCCUCCUCUCCUCCUCCAGCCACAAGCUACACAGCGAUGCGGCGUGUUACAUAAUCACCGUAAAGGAGGGAAUGUUUUGGUGGGGAAACGAGGGGGGACCGCCGGAGUGUGGAGGAGCUCUUUCCUCUCCUCUGCCACCUUCCUGGCAGUGUACAGCGGCUCCAGUAUUACUGUAUUAUGGGCCGGCCGGCCGCGCGAAAUGGAAUGGAGACAGGAAUCUUAUGCACGCUAAGCGUAUUAAACCGCCGAUGUAUGAAACGACGUGGCUGCCGCGUUUAUUUAACAAUGAGGUUAACAGGUCGUGACAUAGGCCUUGUGUGUGUGUGUGUGUGUGUGUGUGUUUGAUUAAUAGAAGGAGAAGAUGGCGGAACACUAUCUGUUGUUCCACAGGCCUAUUGAUGUCACUCUCUCUCGGCCUGUCCAUCCAGACUCCGCUCUCUGAAGGUCUCCCAUAUGGGUUUCAUUUCCCAUAGUGGAAUGUGUUGCAGAAUUAGGUCAAAGUGAAAACGAAUAUAAAAAAACAGCCUUCCUCUCAGAGUAAGAGUUGAGUGUGUAUGCAUACUGUCAGUGCCGUCCGAGAUGUUUUGGCAUGUGAUUGUGUUUGGGAUAACUCCUUGGCUUGUGGCUGUAACCAUUAUGACAAGGGUGCAAAUGUGGCAGAGGAUAUUGUAGGCUGGAAGCCACAUAAGAGUCAAGAAGACAAACAUACAGAGAGCAGAGGGUAAGCGAGAGACCGAGCAAGAGAGGAGGAAGAAGAGAAAUGGUAGGCUGGACAAUAGAACGAGUCAACAUUCACCCAAGGCUGAAAAAUGGCAGAAGAAGGUUGGCUAAGUUGAAACACUAGUGCGAGCCCAUAGCAAAUGAACGGAAUGAAACGUUCGCAGAGCCUCUUCUGACUUCUGAUGCUUAGAAUUCCAUUUUGCCUAAAUGGCACCAAAAAAUGUAUCCCUUUUUAUUUUACCACUACAAUCUGUUCUUAGGACGAAACUGAAAUGAACAACUUGUGUAGAAAGUAAACAUCCGCACCUCGAUGGUGCCAAGUGUGCUUAUGUCUGCAUAACAAGGAAGUAUGGAAAACAUUUCUAGUCUAGCGAUCGAUGACAAUGGAGUACGCUGCCGAGCCUUACAUAAUUAGAAAGAGGAGAUUCUCACGAUUAAAAUGGUGCCCUAAAAUAAAGCCUGUUUUUCGUGAUUACUUCAAAACUACGGCAAGCAGCUGGGACAUAUGGUAAUAUUAUGAAACUGGGCUCCAUGGCGGAUGCAAUGAACUCAUUUCUAUCAGAAAAAAGCAUUGUUGAAAAUGUAAUGUGUCCAGCCUAGAAAUGGAAAGUCAGACACCGACAAAUACAGAUUUCCAAAUAUCUGCAAUUCUUUGCUUCCUGGCUUGUGGAAUGUUGGGAACAUCUGUCACCAUGACAUUGGAGGUCAGAGUUGGAACGCAACGCACCACCAGGCUGUCCACAGCAGCCAGCCUCCACCCAGUUUCGUUCUCGGCACAGCGUAGAGAAGGAGAGGGAGGGAGGGGGAGAGAGAAAGGGGAAGAGAAGAAUGGGAGGAGGCGAGAAAAGCAAUAGACAGAGAGGAAGGGCGAGAGAGUGAGCAACAGAGAAAUAAGGGGGAGAGAAAAAGAGAGAUGGAGGUUUCUGAGGGAGUGAAGCCUCCACAUUAGCAUGGAAACCAGGCAGCUAGUCAGCACUCUUUUAACUAUGGUGGAAUCCAACACACAGACCCAGGCCAGUCACCAUAGAGUGACCAUAAACGGACAUGAAUGUUUAUAUUUGGUUUCCUGUGUGUGCGCGUGCAUGCACGUGUGUGUGUGUGCUAGUAUGUGAGCAGUGCUAGUGGGGGUGUGCAAAUGUGUGUGUCUUAUGAGUGAGGGAGAGGGAGGGAGGGAGGGAAAGAGUGUAUUUUGGUUCAGUCGUAUGGGCAGGCACACUCUCAGAUGGACACACAUACUCGCACACAUACACAAACACACAGAAUGUGUACAAAUCUGUGGCUCCAGCGUUUCCUGGCUCUGAGAGCUGAAUGUGCCCACUGUUGCUAUGCAGCCCUGUUUUUAAACACAUUUAUGUUUGACUAAGUUUCCUCCCUGCAAAUGAAAGCACCCGGUCGGUCUCAGAAUCUGUGGACACGGAAUGGCUGCAUUACACCGUUUAAACUAGUUUAAAGUCCACUUCAGUCCACUUAUGGAAAUUGCCUUAGCCCUAGUUUAUUUCCUUGAUUAAUGUAUAUGUUUUAAACAACAACCUUAAGUAGCCAUUUCAGAUGAGCAGUAGUAUUUGGUUGGAGUUCUCUAACUGACCAGCGGAGGCGGUGUGGGCUGAAUGCCUGUCUUGACUGAGGGUCAUUUCGAGUGAGGUCAUAUGCUAUUCAGGGAUAUUUCCUCAUGUAGGUGUCUGUCGCCUAGUUAAAGAACGGUCACAGCUUGUGUCAUGUUUAUUUUCACCUCUCACUCACUGAUGUUGAAUGACUGUUGUUGUUUGUACUCUGCCUAUCAGCCAGUGUGAAAAUAGCAGGAUAACCUGCAUGAUCAUUAUACAAAAACAAAAAUAAGUCCUGGAGUAUGGUUCUGAACUAUCCCUGAAUAAGGUCCUUGUCAUAUAAAUAGCCUACUAUUGGAAUGUUGAAAGAAUGUUAAAGGUUGUAUGUUCUCAGCUCUCUGUGUUCUUUGUUGUUGUUGUGUGUGUGUGUGUGAGGCAGGCUCAGGAAGUGGCUGGUGCAUGACCCCAGGAGAAGAGGAUGCAGGUGCAAGGCCUGCUGGGGGGCUGUUUUUACCGUCACCUGAUGUGAAAUGGCGGUGCGGGCUCUGAAGCAGACGGGCAGCAGAAACAUUGAGGCUGCUCUGGAGUACAUCAGUAAGAUGGGAUACCUGGACCCACGCAAUGAACUCAUCGUCCGAAUUAUCAAGCAGACCUCGCCAGGCAAAGGGGGCAUGCCAAACUCAAUGGACCACAGACCACCAUUGGAGGGAACAAGUGAGGGUGCCAUGCCUUCCUACCACCAGAUGGGGGCACCGAUGUAUGAGGGUGUUGGCUAUGGGCCAGAGGGGCCCUACAUGGGUGCCCCUCCUGUCAUGAACUACAUGAUCCCCCCCUCGGGCACAGCACAGGGCCCUGCCAUGGUUAACCCCAUGGGACGCCCACCCAGUAUUGGAGCCUACCCUCCAUCCAUGGCUGCCCAGAACAAUCCAGGGAACCCCAUGUACCCCCCAGGCGCCCCGCAAAAGGCCUACCCAGGUAGCAUGGAGCAGGCCAUGAUUGGCUACAGUGUCCCUGGCCAGCCCCUGCAGCCCCAGGCACCAGGAGGCCCCAUCCCCGUACCCCACUACGACUACGGCCACGGCCGGCCUCACAUGAUGGAGCCCUCGGGCUACAGCAUCAAGAGGAGCGCAUCCUUCCAGAACAAGAUGCCACCGCUGGCGCCCGACAACUACGUCAACAUGCAGGUUAAAGGGGCCAUGGGCCAGAAUGGGGGAGGGUACCCCCCUAACCUGUACCUACCGCCCCACUCACACCCCCGGCAGUCCAGCCCCACCUCACACCAGGUUCACAUGAUGUCCCGCUCGCCCGGUGGAGCUGCCGCCGCCAUGGGGCCAGACUUCUCUGACCUCCCCCAGGGCCUGCUCACGCCCUCCAGAGCCAGUCUCAACCUGGACCUGUACGAGCAGCACCAGCACCACUGGGCCGGGCCCCAGGGGCCUGAGGGGGCCCCUCCAGCCAGGCAGCCCCAGCCUCAGGGGCCCUUCCGGGGAGAGGUGCGAGUCCCCAGCAGGACCAACUCCUUUAACAACCGCUCAGCGCCCCCCAAUAACGUCCGGCCCACUUUGGUACCUCCAGCUCCUGGCAAGCAGGACCCGUCCCUGGGUCCACCCAACACCAUCACGGCGGUGACGUCGCCCCCCAUCCAGCAGCCGGUGAAGAGCAUCCGGGUGAUGAGGCCUGAGCCGAAGACAGCUGUGGGGCCGUGUCACCCUGGCUGGUUGGCUGCUCAGGAAGCAUCUGAGCCCCUCGCCUACAUGCCUGAAGAGGCCUACGCUCUGGAGCCUGCCCAGGAACCCCGCUGUCCACCACCUCCCUACCCCAAAACCCUGCUCAUAUCUGGGGCUUCUUCAGAGGCAGGGCCCCUGGAGGCCUCAGACCUCAACACCCCUGCUAGGCCACACGGUGGUAGUGGAGGAGGAGGGGGAAAGGCAGAAGAGAGCCAGGUGAAAGAGAAGACCAAGUCUGGGAAAGGAGAGAAGGCUGUGAAGGACAAGAAGCAGAUCCAGACAUCGCCGGUGCCGGUGAGGAAGAACGGGCGUGAUCAGGAGAAGAGGGAGUCGCGCAUUAAAAGCUACUCGCCCUUCGCCUUCAAGUUCUACAUGGAGCAGCAUGUGGAGAAUGUGAUGAAGACCCACCAGGAAAAACUGAACCGCAGGCUGCAGCUAGAGCAGGAGAUGUCCAAGGCUGGCCUAUCAGAGGCGGAGCAGGAGCAGAUGAGGAAGAUGCUGAACCAGAAGGAGUCCAACUACAACCGACUGCGCCGGGCCAAGAUGGACAAGGCCAUGUUUGUCAAGAUCAAGACACUGGGCAUCGGGGCCUUCGGCGAGGUGUGCCUGACCCGCAAGGUGGACACGGGAGCCCUGUACGCCAUGAAGACGCUGCGCAAGAAGGACGUGCUCAACCGCAACCAGGUGGCCCAUGUCAAGGCUGAGCGUGACAUCCUGGCGGAGGCAGACAACGAGUGGGUGGUGCGUCUGUACUACUCGUUCCAGGACCGCGACAGCCUCUACUUUGUCAUGGACUACAUCCCCGGAGGAGACAUGAUGAGCCUGCUGAUCCGCAUGGGAGUCUUCCCCGAGCCGCUGGCAUGCUUCUACGUGGCUGAGCUGACCCUGGCGAUUGAGAGUGUUCACAAGAUGGGCUUCAUCCACCGCGACAUCAAGCCUGACAACAUCCUCAUCGACCUGGACGGACACAUCAAGUUGACUGACUUUGGCCUCUGCACCGGCUUCCGCUGGACGCACAACUCCAAGUACUAUCAGAAAGGGAGCCACAUCAGGCAGGACAGCAUGGAGCCCAGUGACUUCUGGGAUGACGUGUCCAACUGUCGUUGUGGCGACCGGCUUCAGACCCUGGAGCAGCGGGCAACACGGCAACACCAGCGCUGCCUGGCACACUCCCUGGUGGGUACGCCCAACUACAUCGCCCCUGAGGUGCUGCUGCGCAAAGGGUACACCCAGCUGUGUGACUGGUGGAGUGUGGGAGUGAUCCUGUUUGAGAUGCUGGUGGGACACCCACCCUUCCUGGCCCCGACACCCACCGAGACACAGAUAAAGGUGAUAAACUGGGAGAGCACGCUGCAGGUGCCCCCGCAGGUUAAGCUCAGCCCAGAGGCUGUUGACAUCAUCGGCCGUCUCUGCUGCUCCCCUGAGGAGCGUCUUGGGAGCAACGGCGCCGGCGAGAUCAAGACUCACCCCUUCUUCGACCAGAUGGACUUCUCCAGCAACCUGCGCACCCAGCCCGCCCCCUACCGGCCCAAGAUAGCCCACCCCAUGGACACAUCCAACUUCGACCCGGUGGAGGAGGAGGGGGGUCCCGGGGCGUGGAGUGACAGCGGGGACAGCACACGGGCCUGGGAGACCCUCUGCACCCCACACGGGAAACACCCGGAGCACGCUUUCUACGAGUUCACCUUUCGCAGGUUUUUUGAUGACAACGGCUGCCCCUUCCGCUACCCCAAGCCCCCUGAGAUCAGCCACAGCCAGGCGCCUCCCAGCAGUAGCGGAGACAGCAGCAUGGGCCCUGAGGAGGAAGAGGAUGAGGAAGAGGAAGAGCAGGGGGAGCCUGUGUAUGUGUAGAAGAGCCCAGACUGUUGGCUUUCUGACCCCCCUCCCCCCACCCCUUCUCUCUCUCUCCAACAAUCAACACUUAGCACCUGGGGCCCUGGCUACCAACUUCCUAUCUACCACUGUUCUUCUCAGAGGUUUGUUUGUGUGUGUGUGUGUGUGUGUGUGUGUGUGUGUGUGUGUGUGUGUGUGUGUGUGUGUGUGUGUGUGUGUGUGUGUGUGUGUGUGUGUGUGUGUGUGUGUGUGUGUGUGUGUGUGUGUGUGUGUGUGUGUGUGUGUGUGUGUGUGUGUGUGUGUGUGUGCGCCUCUAUACUUGUGUGUGUGUUUGAGAGACUGAGAACAGGAACGACCUGACAUCUGUUUAACAAUUCAGACACUACUGUGUGGAAUCUCCAGCGUGAGCAAAGACUACAAUAAGAAUCCCUGAUCUGGGACCAAGAACAACUAACUGUACAAGGGCUAGGGAUGGGAUAAUGAAGCCAGAGGACUGUUCUGAAACAAAACCAAUCAGAACAGGAACAGAUAGGUCUUCUAUGGAAAUUAAAGUAUCCGCUGCGCUGUGGAGGUUUACAAAAGUGUUCAGAUAAGAGUUUGACACUAGGAGUGUGACCAUGCGUGGUCCUAGUACACUAUCCCAUUCCUUCGCCUUGGGUCUUAGAGAUCUCUUCUUCCAGGUUAGCCUUACCCCAGGAAGUAACACACAUACUUCCUGGACUUCAGGUUGGUCUGGACUGAAUUAGCUGGUGGUAGAGGGGAAGAAUGCAACACUUCUCACACAGCUGUGAAAAAAUAAGUUACCAAAAUACAAAUUCACAUGCGCACAUGAACACUUUAAAGGAUGGUUGAACUACACAAUUUAGGAGGAAGCAAUGGGGUUGCCCUCUGCAGCUAACCCCCUAAAGCCUUGUGCAUACCGAUUGCGUAAAACUGUAUGCGUUCCGACAGAAGUCCAUUCAUUUCAAUGGGAGGCAAUCCUCACCUCUGGGACUCAUCUGCCGGACUCGGUUGCGAUGCUUGUCGCUGCGUGCAGUGUGUCGCAUGCAUGUGUUGGAUUUUUCCAACUUGUGCUGUUGCUUUGCCGUGCGGUAUCAGGAACGGGAGUAGAUAAUCCACCGAAGAAGUUGCUAAUAUGUAGCUAAUGUGUAGCAUGAUUAUUUUUGUUAUGAUGCGGUGCAUGGAUUGCGAAGACUACGUCAAAUUUACCGUACGGCAAUGUAAUAAUGCAACCUGUGUGCACGCGGCGUAAGUUGCGGCAUUUUUCAAAGUUAGAGUCUGACAUGUAAGUCUAGGCAUUCCCCAGCUGUGACUCCUACCUUUAGCUUCACACUAACUUAUUUUCCAAAUAGGAGAUGUGGGAUAAAGCCCACUUGUGUUGUUCCCACUCACCCCUAAAUCUCUUCAGGAUUCUUUUUUGAGUAUUAGACCUAGGGGAAUGGUUGUGACGGGUAAAUACUCGUAGCAACAACAACAAAUUCCUUUGGUUGAAGUGCCAGCUGCCAGAUACAUGGAUGACAUUGUUAAUCGAUUCAGUCAAUUCCACUCUCAAUAUUAUUAUGAUGACUAUGUUUUUUGAGCUAAUUUUGCAGAGUUCUGAGGAAGGUGGACUGCAAGUGUGUAAUCAUUGCUUUGUUACAGAUAUGGAUCUCAUGAUUACAUACAUCCACACAACACAUACAUUACACCUGCUCUAAGACUGUCAUGUACAGUGACAUUACUGGCGCCAAGAGCAGUGCAUUUUAGCCUCCUUGACAAAAGCCCUCCUGCUAAUCCACCACUUACAAACAUACACUCAGUAUUAUACAGGAGAAACACAUUGGAGUGUCCACACAGUCUCCUCUGUCCAUAUGGAGACAGAUGUGAAAACUCUAUGUCAGAAACAUAUGUAAUAGUAUGACUAUGUGCAAUACAGAAAAUACAAUAUAUAGUUUUCUAAACACUUACAAUUACCAUUUUGAUCUUGUAAUACUGAAACACGCUAUGUACAAAUAUACAUUAUAUUGGUUUAUAUAUUUUCCGUAUAGUUACAUGACCCAAUGCUGCUUAUUAUUGUGAUUUAAUAUUAUUAUUAUUUACAUUAUUUCAUUUAUACGUACUUCUUUCCUUUUAUGCAAGUGUGGGUUUGAUUGCCAGUGUGUUUGGUUUGGAAAGUGACGAACUGUGUGUCUUCUAGAGGAAUGUUGGUAUGUAUCUAUCCACCGCAAGAUGAUGAUGAGGAUGAUGAUGAUCAGUGUUUGUGCAGAAUAACGACAGCAGCUUUCCUACUCUGCAACCAGGCUGGCCCUGUGUGUAGGAGAGUAGGGCAGAAGAGACAGACAUAGUGAUAGAGAAAGAAAGAUGCGUGUCAGAGACAAAUUGAAAGCAAGGCAGGAUUGGCUAUAAAAUGAAAAAUAAAUGAAUGAAUAUGUUACAAGAACAGGUGGCAAAUGACAAAAACGUACACUACCAGUCAAAAGUUUGGACACACCUACUCAUUCAAGGGGUUUUCUUUAUUUUUACUAUUUUCUACAUUGUAGAAUAACAGUGAAGACAUCAAAACUAUUAAAUAACUACUUUGAAGAAUCAUCUAGUAACCAAAAAAGUGUUAAACAAAUCUAAAUAUAUUUCUGGUUUUCAAAGUAGCCAUCCUUUGCCUUGAUGACAGCUUUGCACAUGCUUGGCAU
Salmo salar (Atlantic salmon) is the source of this 10584-nucleotide messenger RNA. NCBI's taxonomy places the organism in Eukaryota, Metazoa, Chordata, Actinopteri, Salmoniformes, Salmonidae. The record is from RefSeq and is a predicted model, not a curated record.